Molecule: messenger RNA, 834 nt
Organism: Columba livia (rock pigeon)
Lineage: Eukaryota; Metazoa; Chordata; Aves; Columbiformes; Columbidae
Product: cathelicidin-3
Exons: 4
Coding region: 1-774 (257 amino acids)
Biological process (GO): antimicrobial humoral immune response mediated by antimicrobial peptide; defense response to Gram-negative bacterium; innate immune response
Cellular component (GO): extracellular region
Molecular function (GO): lipopolysaccharide binding
Source: RefSeq, a predicted model, not a curated record
AUGUCCCUGCAACGCUCCCAGUGUCACCUCGGUCCUUGCGGGUCCCUGCACCCCCUGGCAGAGGGGACAGUCCCCAAGGGGUCCCGUAAACACCCCACAUACCCAGCCAAGGGGCUCAGGACACCCUGGGGAGUGGGGACAUGUCCCAAAGGGACCAGAUGUGACACACUCAGGACCCCCCUGCUCCAAGUGUGUCCCCCCCCCAAUAAAACUGUCACUCUGUGGGUUGCGGCCAAGCGUUUCCGGAGGGGGGAACAGAGCCCUGGGGCGGGUCCUUGGGCUGGGAUAAAAGGGGCCAGCGUGACCCGGGGGGUGACAAGGAUGGCGGGGUGCUGGGUGCUGGUGCUGGCGCUGCUGGGGGGGGCCUGCGCCCUCCCGGCCCCCCUGGCCUACACCCAGGCGCUGGCUCAGGCUGUCGACUCCUACAACCAGCGCCCCGAGGUGCCCAACGCCUUCCGGCUGCUCAGCGCCGACCCCGAGCCCGCCCCGGACGUCCAGCUCAGCUCCCUGCGGCGCCUGAACUUCACCAUCAUGGAGACGCGCUGCCCGGCGCGCUCGCCCGCCCAGCUCGACAACUGCGACUUCAAGGAGGAUGGGCUCAUCAAGGACUGUUCGGCGCCCGUGCCCCAGCGUGGUGGCCUCGUCCUCGAUGUCACCUGCGUCAACUCCACCGUGGAUCCUGUGCGUGUCAAGCGCUUCUGGCCCCUGGUGCCCGUGGCCAUCAACACGGUGGCCGCUGGCAUCAACCUCUACAAGGCCAUCAAGAGGAAAUGAACCACUGUCUUGGGGACCCCCCUGUGACACCCCCGCCCCCCCAAAUAAAGCUGCUUCCCG